Molecule: messenger RNA, 2250 nt
Organism: Botrytis deweyae
Lineage: Eukaryota; Fungi; Ascomycota; Leotiomycetes; Helotiales; Sclerotiniaceae
Exons: 1
Coding region: 1-2250 (749 amino acids)
Source: RefSeq, a predicted model, not a curated record
AUGGCCUUCAAAUUAACUUUUGAAUGUUCUGGCGAUAAGAUAUCUAAAGAUGAUCUUUGGCAACUUUCUGUUAUUCAGAAUAGAUUUACCAAGGAAACCAAAGAUGGUCCAUUUUAUUAUUGUAUCAAAUAUUGGGAGUAUGAUGUAGGAACUAAAAAUAAUCCUUUUUAUUAUGUUGAUGAAGAAGAAUUACGCAAUUGUUAUUCCGAACAACUUGAUGCUUGGUUAGAAGAGUAUGAUGUAGCUUGGAGAAGAAAAUAUCUGAGUAAGGAAUCAUCAGGUAAUAUUUGGAUUCCUUCAAAUGUGGCUAAUCCUUCAAAUAUUACACCAAAGCGUACAUUUGAGAAUACUCCUAGUAAGUCUCGUCAAAAAGAAGAAAAGAAGUCGAGAGUCAUUGAUGACGAUGAUGAUGACGAUGAUGAAGUUUUAGCAUCACGAGGUUCACCUACUAAAAAACAAGUACCACAACAUUUCGGUUCUUCCAGGGGAGAAAUGUCAAAGAGUUCUGGUUCAUCUAUCGCAAGACCAUCAAGACCAUCAAGACCACCAGUUCCACUUUUUUCUGGACCUUCAAGAGUUACUCAAUCCUCUUCUUCUUCUGCGAGUGCAUCACGAUCAAUGUUACCAACUCCACCUCCACCAUUGAUCAUUCCUCCUUAUAUCUCUUCGGGAUCAUCAUCUGCCAAUUCUUCCCCAGAGUCUCGAGUGAGAAAAUCUAGACAUGGUGCUGAUAUUUCCAUGCCGGAUGCGAAUUAUCCAACUCUUUCUGCCAUUGCCAUGGGUAAAAGACCACAAAUAGAUGAUUCCGAUGAUGAGGAUAUGGAGGAUAUUGGCAAUAUACCAACAAAUAUGUUUCAUGGAUUAGAAAUCGAUUCCGAUGCUGAGGAUGAAAUUCAAGAGUUAGUUACUCUUAGUGAUGCAAGAAUUCUUUCGGUUGAUCGAUUAAUUGAUAUUGCUCAAGAAUCUCAAAUCGAUCUACAUCCUUCGGUUGAUGAUGAACCUCAAGAUAUUGAGAUGGAAGAUAUCGGAGGUAGACCCAGAGUUGGUGUCAAUCGAACCUCGAUUUAUGAUCAAAAUUCGGCAAAAUUAAUUGAAGGGUAUGAGAAAGGUUUACAUGGAUUGGUUCAAGCUGCGAUGGAAUUUUCUGGUUUACCUGAUGAUAAAUGGGUACAAAAGAGAAAAGAAUCUGGUUUGUGGAGUGAAUUGUCCGUUUCAUUCAUGUUUAUGAUUGCCGGAAUUAAUUCGAAAAUUCUUGAACAUGUUGUACGAGGAGAUUUACCAAAAGCUCUACAAGCGCCAGAAAAUUUGGUACUACGACAUAAGAUGAAGAAAUUAAUGGGGGGUGAUAAGAAGGAAGCGAGACCUUACAUCUACAUUCACUAUUUGGUUAACUUCGAGGGUGAUUCUCCUACGGCGAAUGAAUUAAAGCUUGUCAUAUCGAGUGUGAAGAUUUAUAUUCGAGGAUACGGUGCAGAAAAUGAUGAACAAUCUCAAAGAUUGGCCAUUGAAGUUGAUAAUGCCAUUGAAUCCAGGGGAUCAAUUCUUCGUCCAGGACAAAGAAGAUAUGUGGAGAAGGAAUCUUGGAAACAGAAUAUCUUGAAAUGGAUCAAGGCACUUGAGAUACGAUUGGAAUUCGAAAUCAAAAAUGGUCGUGGUAGUGAACCAUUAUCUCGUCCUCUUACCGAAGUUGGAUACGCACAAAGUUUGGAUCGACUCGAGCAACAUCGAAAACAUCGUUCAUCUAAUUAUAUCAUGAAUUUAGUGGAGGCCGUAUGUCGAGUUCGCUUUCUUCAAGAGUAUAAGAAUAGGCAAUACAUCAUAUUCAAUUUGAUGGAAGCUUCGGAUGGAAUGUAUGGAGAGAUAUUGUGUACGAGAUUUGCACAAGGCUACAUUGCAAAUGGUGGAGGAUUUUCUCAUUGUGCUGCUGGAAUUAGUGUACACACCACAAGAAAAUUGGGUGAUGAAUAUUGGUCAAAAGUAAGAAAGGAAAUACUUGCUGGAGGUGAACUUGGAAGGAAUGUCAGGAGAGAAGUUAAGAAAUUGAAGGAGAGAAAGGAAGUUUAUGAUAAGUUCAUGUCAACUGCGAAGGAUAUGGCUGAUACCACACAAAGAUUGAUUGAUUUGAAAGAGACAUGGGAGAAGAAGAAAGAUGAACUUGAGAAGAUUGAUAAUAAAAUUUCGGAUCAGGUUGAACAAUAUAUAAGAGAUGGUCAACCUUUAGCAGACUUUUUAGAAGCCUUUAAGAGAUGA